AUGUUGGCCGUCUCUUCGAAAUGCGUGCGCGCAUCACGCGCUCUCGCCGCACAAAAGCGAGCCCUCCAUGACCUAACUACACUCCCCUCGGGGAAGACUACAAUUCAGUACGGUCCUCCAGGACGAAGUGCAAGCUCUGGGCACACCGCGACUGUGUUUGGUGCUACAAGCUUUUUGGGCAGAUACCUUGUGGCGAAGCUCGCCAAGGUGGGCACGCACGUCGUCAUCCCUUACCGUGACGAGGACGAGAAGAGGCAUCUGAGGGUCACUGGGGAUCUCGGGCAGAUCACAUCGUUGGAGUGGGAUCUGCGCCGGCCUGAUCAGAUCGAGGAGUGUCUCAGACACUCGGACAUCGUUUACAACCUCGUGGGUCGGGAGUACGAGACCAAGAACUUCACCUACGACGACGUCCAUGCCAAGGGUGCCGAGGCCAUCGCGAGCAUUGCAUACCAGAACGGCGUUGAUCGCUUCGUGCAUGUGUCUCACCUCAAUGCGUCGCACGACUCCCCGUCCGCGUUCUACCGCUCGAAGGCCAAGGGAGAGGAGCUCGUGAAGGAGGCGUAUCCAAACGCGACGAUCGUCCGCCCUGCCACCAUGUUCGGCUACGAGGACCGGCUGUUGAACAACAUGGCGAUCUGGCCAAUCUGGUGGAAGCUGAACCAUAUGCAGACGAAGGUUCGCCCCGCUCACGUGCUCGACGUUGCUCAGGCGCUGGCGAACACCCUCCCUAUGGCGGCACUCCCUGGCACCUUCAGUCUCCCGGGCCCAUCGACUUUGACAUACGAAUACCUGCUCACGCUAGUUUCCACUAUCACCUACAAUCCGCCGUCACGCGCGCCCGUAGUGCCAAAGUCGGUCGCGCUCGCCCUCUCCAAGCUCGCGCAGAACGUGUGGUGGCCUAUGCUCAGCCCCGACGAGGUUGUGCGGAGGUACAUAGACGACGUGGACGUUCCCGGCGAUUGGGACGUAUUCGGCGUCAUCCCAGACGAGAUUGAGGAGCACGCCAUCACGUACCUGAGGAGAUUCCGAUCCGCGGACAACUUCUCGCGGCCGGUCGUUUUUCCCGCCUCCCGGGAAACUUCCUCGGUGGGUUGA
Messenger RNA from Dichomitus squalens LYAD-421 SS1, 1095 nucleotides. RefSeq names its product NADH dehydrogenase. Gene Ontology annotation, cellular component: mitochondrion. Gene Ontology annotation, molecular function: protein-containing complex binding. The record is from RefSeq and is a predicted model, not a curated record. NCBI's taxonomy places the organism in Eukaryota, Fungi, Basidiomycota, Agaricomycetes, Polyporales, Polyporaceae. The transcript is spliced from 8 exons. The coding region runs from base 1 to 1095 and encodes 364 amino acids.